Seriola dumerili (greater amberjack) is the source of this 1517-nucleotide messenger RNA. RefSeq names its product very-long-chain (3R)-3-hydroxyacyl-CoA dehydratase-like (gene hacd3). Bases 92 to 1165 code for a protein of 357 amino acids. Gene Ontology annotation, molecular function: 3-hydroxyacyl-CoA dehydratase activity. NCBI's taxonomy places the organism in Eukaryota, Metazoa, Chordata, Actinopteri, Carangiformes, Carangidae. Gene Ontology annotation, cellular component: endoplasmic reticulum membrane. The transcript has 11 exons. Gene Ontology annotation, biological process: fatty acid elongation; very long-chain fatty acid biosynthetic process; sphingolipid biosynthetic process. The record is from RefSeq and is a predicted model, not a curated record.
AAGACUUCCAGGUCAGUCAGUUAGCAUGAAGCGAGGAGGCUUCAUUGAUUGUGAUCGAAACGAAGCUCUUUAACAAAAUAAAAACGCAACAAUGACACUCACACCUCUCGUUUACUGGGCUCAACGCCAUGAAGAAAUUUACCUGCGAGUGGAGCUGACAGACGCUCAGAAUAUAGAUGUCCAUGUACAGGAAAGCGUCCUUCAGUUUAGAGCCCGGGGCCAUGGUGCAAAAGGACAAAAUGAAUAUGAGUUCCGCUUGGAGUUUCUUUCACCAGUGAAGCCAGAGGUGAGCCACAAGUCCACACAACGGCAGGUAAAUAUCACAGUGCGGAAAGAGCAGCGUGGCUGGUGGGAGAGACUCACCAUACAGGAGCGUAAACCUGUUUUCCUGGCACCAGACUUUGACCGCUGGCUGGAUGAGUCAGAUGCUGAGAUGGAGAUCCGAGAAAAGGAGGAGAAAAGGAACAAGCUGAAGGCUUUGAGGCAGAAAGAGGAAGGGUUUGUCAGCCUGAAAACAGGAUUUUUGUUUGUAUAUAACCUGGUACAGUUUCUUGGUUUUUCAUGGAUCUUUGUCAACAUGACUGUGCGCCUCUUUAUCUUCGGCCAAGAUUCUCUCUACGACACAUUUCACACAAUAUCGGAUGUGAUGUUCUUCUGCCAGAUCCUGGCAGCAGUAGAGGUCCUCAACGCUGCUUUUGGUGUAGUCAGAACAGCUGUUGUUCCAACACUUAUACAGGUGGUUGGAAGGAAUUUUAUCCUCUUCAUCAUUUUUGGUAGUUUGGAGGAAAUGCACCACCAGCCAGUUGUGUUCUUUGUUUUCUAUCUGUGGAGUGCCAUCGAGAUUUUUAGGUAUCCAUUUUACAUGCUGGGCUGUUUUGAUACGGAGUGGAAAACCCUCACGUGGCUGCGGUACACAAUCUGGAUACCACUGUACCCACUAGGUGUUUUAGCUGAAGCUGUUGCUGUUAUACAAUCCAUUCCCAUCUUUUACGAAACCAAACUCUUCAGCAUUCCUCUGCCGAAAGCUAUCGGGACCUCUAUCAGCUUCUCUUACAUCCUGCACAUUUAUCUUGUUCUCAUGUUUCUGGGACUUUUUAUCAACUUUCGUCAUCUUUACAAGCAGAGGAAGAGGCGUUUCCGUACCAAGAAGAGGAAAGCAAAUUGAGAUUCAGCACCAACAACAAUCCUCAAACACCUUUGCUGCCUGCUAAUUUUCUGGAGGAUUUUUUUAUAUGAUCCUCACAAACCAUGGUCCAGUCAAAUCAGUGAUGUUAUGAAGAUAUUUUCUUUUCCACAGCCUGUUUGCUCUCAAUGAUUUCCUUUAUGGUCAAAAUGAAAAUCCUAAAGAUGAUGCAAUAUUUCAUCACUGCAUAGACAGUCUCACUUAUCGGUGAUUGAAUUCUCUUAUGUGAAUUUUGUAGAAUAGUAAACUAACCCAUAACCAGUCACAGAUCAUGUGAUCCGGUGUGAUACAGUGUUUCUUUUUCCUUUUAAUCUAGGUUGAGUUUUUUGUUUGU